Molecule: messenger RNA, 573 nt
Organism: Saimiri boliviensis boliviensis (Bolivian squirrel monkey)
Lineage: Eukaryota; Metazoa; Chordata; Mammalia; Primates; Cebidae
Source: RefSeq, a predicted model, not a curated record
AUGGGCAUAUCAUCAGCCUUGGCCAUGGUCUUCAUGGGGGCAAAGGGAAACACCGCAGCUCAGAUGUCUCAGGCACUCUCUUUUAGUAAAAUUGGAGGUGAAGAUGGAGAUAUUCACCAAGGUUUUCAGUCACUUCUUGCUGAAAUUAACAGAACUGACACUCAGUAUUUGCUUAGAAUUGCUAACAGGCUCUUUGGAGAAAAGUCUUAUGACUUCCACACAUCUUUUACAGAUCCCUGUGGCAAAUUCUACCAAGCAAAGCUAAAACAGCUUGAUUUUCUGAAUGAUACAGAGACAUCCAGAACACAAAUAAACACCUGGAUUGCUGAAAAAACUGAAAGUGAAAACAUAUUGCUAUUUUAUUUCAAUAACAUUUUAAACAGUAAAAUUACAGAGAUGCUCUCUCCAGAUUUAGUUGAUUCAUUGACUAAGCUGAUUCUUGUGAACGCCAUCUACUUCAAAGGAAACUGGGAGAGAAUUCUGGAGGUGGGAGAGGCCAAGCCUGAUGUGGGUCGUAAGAGAAAGUUUCAGGGACUCACUCUCUCUUCUGCUCUGUCUUCUUUACUUCCAUGA